GAACUGUAUGUUAUCGUGCGCCACCUUCAUUCCACUGGCUCAAGUUGCGCUGGCGUCUCAGGAGACGCGUCACGCGCUUAGCUCAACGCGUAGAAUCCACCCUCUUCUUCCUCCUUCUCCGAACAUCAUAGACAUGUCAACGGUGGACUCCGCUUAAACAAAAAAAUUGCCAAACUUUAGUCCUCCAGGGUUCUCAAUUCUCCACUUCCCAUAAAACAAAAUCGCAUCUUUUUGAGCUCAUUGAUCUUCACUUUCAGCAUUUCAAGCUUGGGCCUUUCUCUUCUUUUUGACUAUGGAGACGAAAAACCCUUCGAGGUUUACGCUGAUGAAGCAAUCAUCAUUGGCACCAGAACACCGCAGAGAAGAAGGAUCAGAGCUCCACAACGAUGGUAAUGGCGAGGAAGGUAUCCAUCCGGGUGUGAGGUUGAUGUAUUCGGCGAACGAGAACGAUCUUGAGGGUAUUCGUGAAGUUUUGGAUUCGGGUGUGAGCGUCAAUUUCAGAGACAUUGAUGACCGUACUGCACUUCACGUUGCUGCGUGUCAGGGAUUAACCGAUGUGGUUUCUUUGUUGCUCGAGAAAGGAGCUGAAGUCGACGCCAAAGAUCGCUGGGGGAGCACGCCACUUGCAGAUGCUAUAUUUUAUAAAAACAAUGAUGUGAUCAAACUAUUGGAGCAGAAUGGAGCAAAGCCUUUGAUGGCCCCUAUGCAUGUUCAUCAUGCACGUGAAGUACCAGAAUAUGAAAUCAAUCCUAAAGAACUUGAUUUUACCAAUAGUGUGGAGAUAACAAAGGGCACUUUCUGUAGUGCAUUCUGGCGUGGGACAGAGGUUGCAGUAAAAAAACUUGGGGAGGACGUAAUUACUGACGAGGAGAAAGUGAAGGCCUUUAGAGAUGAGCUUGCACUAUUCCUGAAGAUCCGGCAUCCAAAUGUAGUUCAGUUUCUGGGUGCUGUGACACAGAGUAGCCCGAUGAUGAUCGUGACAGAAUAUCUUCCCAAGGGAGAUCUCCGUGCAUUCUUGGGAAGAAAAGGAGCUUUGAAACCUUCAACAGCUGUGAAAUUUGCACUUGAUAUUGCCAGGGGAGUGGGUUAUUUACAUGAGAAUAAGCCGUCACCAAUCAUUCACCGUGAUCUCGAGCCUUCUAACAUAUUGCGGGAUGAUUCGGGACACCUAAAAGUUGCAGACUUUGGGGUUAGCAAGUUGCUGGCAGUUAAAGAAGACAGACCUCUAACUUGCCAAGAUACAUCUUGCCGCUAUGUUGCUCCUGAAGUUUUCAAACAAGAAGAAUAUGACACCAAAGUAGAUGUAUUCUCAUUUGCGUUAAUCCUGCAAGAGAUGAUUGAAGGUUGUCCACCAUUUUCUUCAAAGAAAGAAGAUGAAGUUCCUAAGGUAUAUGCUGCAAAAGAGCGUCCACCUUUUCGAGCUCCAGCCAAGCGUUAUGCUCAUGGGAUAAGAGAAUUGAUUGAAGAUUGCUGGAAUGAAAAUCCAGCAAAGAGACCAACAUUUAGACAAAUAAUACCAAGGCUGGAAUCCAUCUACAACACUAUUGGUCAAAAAGGACGUUGGAAGGUUAAACCGUUGAAAUGCUUCCAGAAUCUGGAGGCCUUGUUGAAGAGGGAUCGUUCGAAUUUUAGCAGCCGAGGCAGUUCAUCGCGUUCAAGGUCCAGCCGGAUAUGAACAACACAAGUCCUGUGAUGCAAGUUACAUUAGCUUAAAGAUUAAGAUAGCAAGCAGAUUCAUUUGGCUACUUCUUUUGAUGUGUUCAUUCCCAGUUUGGCUAUUAUGUUUUCAGAUUUUCCAAGAAUCUUGAUUAGUUCUUAAAGAUUUAUUUAUUUCCAACUGCAUUAUUUGCGGCAACAGAAUUGCGUCUAAGAUGUAACAUAAGAUUAGAUUUGCUCCUUUGUAAUGUACAUUAUGUAUGUAAUUUGUAUCAAAACUGUUUUUCUUUUUCUUUUAAAUUUAGAUUAAGAACUUUAACGAAUUAAAUUGAAAAGUCUACUAUUUUAUAAAAUUUAGCAUCUAUUCUUUUGUUUC
Molecule: messenger RNA, 2032 nt
Organism: Arachis stenosperma
Lineage: Eukaryota; Viridiplantae; Streptophyta; Magnoliopsida; Fabales; Fabaceae
Product: integrin-linked protein kinase 1
Exons: 12
Coding region: 293-1675 (460 amino acids)
Biological process (GO): protein phosphorylation
Molecular function (GO): ATP binding; protein binding; protein kinase activity
Source: RefSeq, a predicted model, not a curated record